Molecule: messenger RNA, 1266 nt
Organism: Cladocopium goreaui
Lineage: Eukaryota; Dinophyceae; Suessiales; Symbiodiniaceae
Source: the annotation of a GenBank genome assembly
GGUGAUUGAGCGAAUUCUGUCCGGAAUUCGCUUGUGUCUCAUCCUGAUAUGCAGAAUGUUACGGCCCUCGGGCCAAAAAACCCAUGGACUGCCAACCUCUUGAGCGCGUUGGGAAUAAUGCACUUCAGCAACGAUGAGAUCAAAGAGACAUUCGAUACACUGGUGGGCGAGGCAGCAUACGGAUUUGAACCAAUGCCAGAGGAGAUGGGUUUGUUCGAGAACACCUUUCAUCUAGAAGAGGAAACGGGCGAGCUGACAUGGCAAGAACUUGAGGCUGGUUUUGAUGAAAUUCGGGAGGUUCUGUCAGGCGUUUCAAAGAAUGCAACAGAGUACGCUUCAGUUGAUGACUACAGAACCGAUUUGAUGAAGCAUCGACGAAUGAUGAAAGAUCCAAUGGACAAAUUCAAGGCUCCAAUGACGGAAUCAAUGAACAUUGGUUGGCAUGAAGAGGAGGUCUUCAACGAGCGCUUCCCAAAGCAGUCGUGCGCAGAAACAAGGCCAAAGGGAAUUAGCGCACAAAUUCCUUUUGAAGACAGCAAAUGCCGCCGACGGAGAUUUGCCUUCGGGACCGGGACCGGUGUUGCGGGUCCGGUGUUGCGGCCACUGCUGUGGCCGCCUCGGGUGCUUCAGUUGCUGCCCAGGCGUGAGAUGGCGGCCCGCAUUGAAACCAGCAUGGGGUCUGUGAGGCUCAGACUACACUACUCCAAGACGCCAAUGACAAGUCGAAAUUUCCUAGAGCUUGCCAAAUCUGGGUAUUACGAUGGAUGCAUCAUUCACCGAGUCGUCAAGGGCUUCAUGAUGCAAACGGGUGAUCCAGAUCCACACAGCUCCAGCGGGACUGGUGGUGAGUCCAUCUACGGGCCAACCUUCCAAGAUGAGAUCGUCGCAAAUCUCUCCCAUGACAAAGCUGGUGUGGUGUCAAUGGCAAAUGCUGGUUUCAACACCAAUUCAUCUCAAUUUUUCAUUACCUUUGAGGCGUGCCAGGCGCUGCACUUGGUGUCGAAGGGCUGCUUGUUGGAGUGGCAGGCUUGUGAGCAUUUGGACGGAAAGCACACCAUCUUUGGACAAGUGGAGGACGCAGACCUUCCAGUACUGCAAGAGAUGGAACUUGUGAAAAUUGGCAAAAACGACAGGCCAGUAAAGCCCAUCAAGAUUUUUGGCAUUCAAGUUCAAGAAGAUCCCUGGGUAGGACAGCCUCUUCCACCAGGCGCAUGCAUACCAGACAAGCCGCUUGUCAAUGAGGACAAAAACUGCACAGUUCAAUAG